Molecule: messenger RNA, 1134 nt
Organism: Leguminivora glycinivorella
Lineage: Eukaryota; Metazoa; Arthropoda; Insecta; Lepidoptera; Tortricidae
Exons: 2
Coding region: 37-1020 (327 amino acids)
Molecular function (GO): nucleic acid binding
Source: RefSeq, a predicted model, not a curated record
AGCGAUUUCACUGAAAAGUUUUCAAACUUUGGCAAAAUGCUACGCAUCAUAGCGUACAUGUACAGAUUCAAAUAUAAUUGUCGAAAUGCAAACAAACACGUUGGUCCAUUAAGCAUCUCAGAAUUAAGAUUAGCGUUGAUUUUCUUAUGUAAAAAGGUACAAUCAGAAAUGUUCAAUAAACAAAUUUCAUUGCUCAUUAAGGGCACACUCACACCAAAAGAUAAACUAAUCAAAUUAAAUCCAUUUAUUGACCAGGAUAAUCUUAUCAGAGUUGGAGGUCGUCUAUCCAACUCUAACUAUGAUUAUGAUACAAAACAUCCUAUCUUGCUACAUGCAUCUCACUAUAUAACUAAAACAUUAGUUCGAUACUAUCACAUUGUAUACUUACAUGCAGGACCCCAAUUGCUAUUAUCUACGUUACGUCAUAAGUUCUGGAUAAUAAGCGGUCGCAACCUUUGCCGGAAGACAACACAUGAGUGCUUAACUUGUCUUCGUUUCUCAGGUCGUACAUACCAGCCUAUCAUGAGCCCUCUUCCUGCGCAGAGGUUGCACGCUGAUCACCCUUUCACACACACAGCCACAGAUUAUGCCGGUCCUAUCCUGAUAUCGAACAGAAAAGGUCGUGGCGCUAUACUAAUAAAGGCGUACAUAGUUGUGUUUGUAUGCCUGGCAGUGAGAGCAGUACACCUCGAGCUCGUCACCGAUCUGACGUCUCAAGGUUUCAUUGCCGCUUUAAAUCGAUUUAUUGCCCGCAGAGAGCUCCAGUCCCGCAGCAAGUGGCGCACUCAGGGUGCGCAUCCACAGCUGGGCGAGAUGGUCGUCGUCAAGGAUGACCGCCUCCCACCAAACCGAUGGCUGCUCGGACGAGUCACAGCCGUCCACCCGGGCAGCGACGGCGUCAACCGCGUCGCUGACGUCCUCACCACUACGGGGACCCUGCGCAGGGCCUACAAUCGCCUCUGCCCACUUCCAUCGACGUUGGAUCAGGCAGCUCCUGACCCAAGGGGGGCAGCCUGUUAACGCACCUUCCAUGUGUGCGUGAGCGCCGCCGCGCACACAUCGACACGACACCCGCGGGCCCGCGGCCGGCGACAGCCCGCCCCGCCAUCACUCACCGAUCGUACUCGACGCCGA